UUGUGGACACACCUUGGAUAAGCUAGCCGGCUGAGGUGAUUGGCCCAACCAUAGCUUAUUCAACAUUCGUCAUCCUCUGCUGCAAGCCUGCAACUCCUCACCCAAAGCUAUGGCCGCAUUACCCUUUGUUCUGUCCGUUCUAAAACCACACGGAGCUCACUUCUCGUUCUUCUAUGCCAGCAAAAGAAACCCUAGCCAUUUCUGCAAACCUCUCCGUCGUCGUUCCUUGAAUCAAUUCAGCAAAACCUGCAUAUCUGCCAUUAGCACUUCUGCAAUAUCUCAGACACACUCUAAGGAUUCUGAAUCUAAAACCAAAGCUUCUACUCCUACAUUUCAACAGGCAAUUCAGCGUCUCCAGGAGUAUUGGGCUUCCGUAGGAUGUGCCGUCAUGCAAUGUAGCAACACGGAGGUUGGAGCUGGAACUAUGAAUCCUCUGACAUUUUUGAGGGUUCUUGGCCCAGAAGCAUGGAAUGUUGCGUACGUAGAGCCUAGUAUACGGCCAGAUGAUAGUCGUUAUGGGGAGAACCCAAACAGGCUUCAACGCCAUACUCAAUUUCAGGUUAUACUGAAGCCAGAUCCAGGAAACUCUCAAGAUCUUUUCAUCCGUAGCCUUUCAGCUUUAGGUAUUGAUGUCCAUGAACAUGACAUACGUUUUGUGGAGGAUAACUGGGAAAGUCCGGUUCUGGGUGCCUGGGGAUUGGGGUGGGAAGUUUGGAUGGAUGGGAUGGAGAUCACACAAUUCACCUACUUUCAGCAGGCUGGGAGUCUUCAACUGCUGCCAAUAUCUGUGGAGAUAACUUAUGGGCUUGAGCGCAUUCUCAUGUUGCUUCAGGGGGUUGAUCAUUUCAAGAAAAUCCAGUAUGCUGAAGGAAUUACCUAUGGGGAGCUGUUCUUGGAGAAUGAGAAGGAAAUGAGUGCAUAUUAUUUAGAGCAUGCUAGUGUUAACAAUACCCAGAAGCACUUUGAAUUUUUUGAGGAGGAAGCUCGGUCCUUGUUAUCCUUGGGUCUAGCAAUCCCAGCGUAUGAUCAGCUUCUGAAGACAUCACACGCUUUUAAUAUCUUAGAUGCUAGAGGCUUUGUUGGUGUAACUGAAAGGGCACGCUAUUUUGGUCGGAUGCGAAGUUUAGCUCGCCAAUGUGCGCAACUUUGGGUAAAGACACGAGAAUCACUUGGGCACCCACUAGGCGUUAUAUCUGAACAAAAGCAUCUUAUUUGUCCCAAAGAGCUUCUUGAAACAGCAUUGAAAAAGGUGCAGGGUGAUGAUAGGGUGUUUGUUCUUGAAAUUGGUACAGAAGAAAUGCCACCUCAAGAUGUAGUUGAUGCUAGCCAACAGAUUAAAGGCUUAAUCAUGGAGUUACUAGAAAGGCAAAGGUUGAACCACGAUGAAAUAUUUGCAUGUGGUACACCACGCAGACUUGUGGUUCUUGUUGACAAGCUUUGUUCUAAGCAGCUGGAGAACGAAAUUGAGGUUCGGGGACCUCCUGUUGCUAAGGCAUUUGAUCAUCAAGGGAAUCCUACCAAGGCUGCUGAGGGUUUUUGUCGACGAUACAGUGUACCUUUACAAUCUUUGUAUAAUAAAGCGGAUGGGAAAACAGAGUAUGUCUAUGUUCGUGUGAGGGAGCCUGCCCGGCUUGCUUUAGAGGUUCUAUCUGAAGAAUUGCCUGGUACAAUUAGUAAGAUAUCAUUUCCAAAAUCGAUGCGUUGGAACUCUCAGGUCAUGUUUAGUCGACCUAUUCGUUGGAUUUUGGCACUCCAUGGAGACGUGGUUGUGCCAUUCAUGUUUGCUGGAGUUCUAAGCACGAAUCUAUCUUAUGGUCUACGCAAUACUCCUUCCGCUACUGUUGAGGUAGAAAAUGCAGAAUGUUACAUUGGUGAAAUGAAGAAAGCAGGAAUUUCUAUUUCAAUUGAGGAUCGGAACCGAACAAUUUUAGAGAAAUCAAAUUCUUUGGCAGAAGGUGUUGGUGGACACCUUAUCAUGCAGAAUAGUUUACUUGAUGAGGUUGUAAAUCUUGUUGAGGCACCUGUUCCAAUCAUUGGAAAGUUCAACGAAUGCUUCCUAGAGCUUCCAGAAGACCUGCUAAUAAUGGUUAUGCAAAAGCACCAGAAGUACAUUUCCAUGAGAGAUGUUAAUGGGAGGCUAUUGCCAUACUUCAUUGCUGUGGCAAAUGGAGCAAUUAAUGAAUUGGUGGUAAGGAAAGGGAAUGAAGCUGUACUCAGAGCCCGCUAUGAGGAUGCAAAAUUUUUCUAUGAAAUGGAUACACGUAAAAAAUUUUCUGAAUUUCGAAGCCAGCUGGAAGGGAUCCUUUUCCAUGAGAAACUAGGAACAAUGCUGGACAAGAUGAUCCGUGUUCAACAUAUUGUUGCAAAAUUAGGCUUGGCCAUGGGAUUUGAUGAAGAUAAGCUUCCAGUCAUCCAAGAUGCUGCAUCACUGGCUAUGUCUGAUCUAGCUACUGCUGUUGUUACGGAAUUCACCUCCCUCUCUGGAAUAAUGGGACGCCAUUAUGCACUUAGAGAUGGUUAUCCAAGACAGGUUGCAGAUGCACUGUUUGAGAUUACACUUCCCAGAUUUUCUGGAGAUAUACUUCCAAAAACGGAUGCAGGAAUGGUUUUGGCGAUUGCUGAUAGACUGGAUAGCCUUGUUGGCUUAUUUGGAGUUGGUUGUCAGCCAAGUUCUACAAAUGACCCAUUUGGCAUGCGAAGAAUCUCUUAUGGACUGGUCCAAGUGUUGGUGGAAAAUGACAAAAACCUAGAUUUAAGAAAUGCUUUGGAACUUGCUGCAGAUGUUCAACCAAUUCAAGUAGAUGCCACUACUAUAGAUGAUGUAUUGCACUUUGUUACAAGGAGACUCGAGCAAUAUCUGGUGGACAAAGAUAUUAGUCCUGAAGUGGUCCGUUCUAUUCUUUUAGAACGUGCAAAUUGGCCAUGUCUGGCUACAAAAUCAGCACUGAAAAUGGAGGCCUUAUCUAGAGGUGAUCUUCUGCAAAAGGUUGUAGAGGCAUACUCUCGCCCCACAAGAAUUAUCCGUGGGAAGGAUGUUGAUGCUGAUUUGGAGGUAAGUGAGACUGCAUUUGAGACACGUGAAGAGAGAGCUUUAUGGAGUGCUUUCUUGUCAGUAAAGAGCAAGAUCUAUCCUGGUGUUGAGGUUGAUCAUUUUAUUGAAACAUCCCUGGAACUACUACAGCCACUCGAGGAUUUCUUCAAUCAUGUCUUUGUCAUGGUGGAGGAUGAAAGAGUCAGAAAGAACAGGCUUGCGCUCUUGAAGAAAAUUGCAGACCUUCCAAGGGGGAUAGCAGACCUCUCAGUUUUGCCUGGGUUUUAGGGUUUUGACCACCUCCAUUCGAUUAUAACUUGAGGGAUUUGGGAGUAGUUUUGUAAGGACAAAUCUGAAAUGGUUUCUUCUCUUCCUUUUCCAUUGCUUUGUAGAAAGAGCCAGGAUAGUCUCAUAUGGUCUCUGUGCAAUUUUCUGCUCCAAUUGGACUUGUGCAGAGGAUGUAAUUUAUAAUUCAAGAGGUUUUGAGAGUAUUUCUUUGAGGACCAAGCUG
Molecule: messenger RNA, 3542 nt
Organism: Telopea speciosissima
Lineage: Eukaryota; Viridiplantae; Streptophyta; Magnoliopsida; Proteales; Proteaceae
Product: glycine--tRNA ligase, chloroplastic/mitochondrial 2
Exons: 36
Coding region: 110-3319 (1069 amino acids)
Biological process (GO): glycyl-tRNA aminoacylation
Cellular component (GO): cytoplasm; mitochondrion; chloroplast stroma
Molecular function (GO): glycine-tRNA ligase activity; ATP binding
Source: RefSeq, a predicted model, not a curated record